Molecule: messenger RNA, 1106 nt
Organism: Ostrinia furnacalis (Asian corn borer)
Lineage: Eukaryota; Metazoa; Arthropoda; Insecta; Lepidoptera; Crambidae
Gene: Chmp1
Product: charged multivesicular body protein 1
Exons: 5
Coding region: 206-817 (203 amino acids)
Biological process (GO): vacuolar transport
Source: RefSeq, a predicted model, not a curated record
AUGUGAUUAGGAAAAAAAAUUGUUUUGACUACAAUCAUUGAUGAAAUAGUGAAUAGUGAGUCAUUUACGACAAUAAAAUCUGCGUUUUUCAUAAUUCAUUGAAAUCAAGUUGUUGUACAAAAGCUUUGCUGUGAUUAUAAAAGGCAAUUUGCCUGUGUUUCUUUUUGUAAAAAGUUUUUAUAAAGCCGUCAAACUGGGGAACGAAAUGUCUUCAUCCGCAAUGGAAAAAAACCUAUUUAAUUUAAAAUUUGCUGUGAAAGAGCUGGAACGAAAUUCUAAAAAAUGUGAAAAAGAAGAGAAAUUGGAAAAGGAGAAAGCCAAGAAGGCAAUACAGAAGAAUAACAUGGAGGGCGCAAGGAUACACGCCGAGAACGCAAUCAGACAGAAGAACCAAGCGUUAAAUUAUUUACGGAUGUCAGCUAGAGUAGAUGCAGUGUCCAGUAGAGUGCAGACUGCUCUUACUACAAAAAAGGUCACAAAUUCCAUGGCUGGUGUGGUCAAAGCUAUGGAUGCAGCAAUGAAGUCUAUGAACUUAGAAAAAAUUUCAAAUCUCAUGGACAAGUUUGAGAGUCAAUUUGAAGACCUGGAUGUCCAGUCCUCGUACAUGGAGAAUGCAAUGUCACAAACCACCACCACCACCGUCCCACAAGGAGAUGUCGAUACCUUGCUGCAGCAAGUGGCUGAUGAGGCUGGCUUGGAGCUAAACAUGGAGCUACCAUCCGGAGUGCCCAGUACAUCCGUGGGAGCAUCCACCGUGGUGUCGCAGGAACAGGACGAGCUUACGCAGCGACUGGCGCGGCUGCGACAGGCCGAGUAACGCAAAACAAUAUAAUUCCAGCUGUACAGAGAUAAUAUAUAUAAUUAUGUAUGUAUAACUUGUUUUUGUUGGUUUGUGUCAGACGUUGUUUGUAAUGUACAGUCCACUGUGAUAGUUUCAGUAAUAUUAAUACUCUCAUUCGUUAAGCAAAAUCGUAAUGGAGAUAGUGGGACCAUAAUUUACUACUAAGCAGUAUUCUCACUAUCCCCAUGGUUCAUGACAAUAUUAUUUGGAUAGUGGUUGGAAAAUCUGUACCUCUCAGGUGAGAUUAUUAACGAAAGCCAGCCCC